This is a messenger RNA of Athene cunicularia (burrowing owl), 6237 nucleotides long. It is a transcript of the gene GOLGA4, whose product is annotated as golgin A4. Lineage: Eukaryota; Metazoa; Chordata; Aves; Strigiformes; Strigidae. The transcript has 17 exons. Gene Ontology annotation, cellular component: Golgi apparatus. Gene Ontology annotation, molecular function: small GTPase binding. The coding region runs from base 127 to 6132 and encodes 2001 amino acids. The record is from RefSeq and is a predicted model, not a curated record. Gene Ontology annotation, biological process: Golgi vesicle transport.
UAUGUGAUCUCUGUGUAGGUCCCUUCUGAAUCCCGUUCACCAACUGGCAACAGAAGGAGGACAUCUUUGUCCACAGAUCAGAAUGAUGAAGGCACUUUAACACCAGACAAAGAGCUGCUAGCCGGGAUGAUAGCAGAACCUGCUUUUCUCUCUGAGUAUACUAUCUUUGCUUUGGAUCCCACCAAACAACCUAAGCCACAGAGUGACGGUGUGAAUUUAACUAAACAACCACUUCCCAGAUCCACAGAAAACAAUGGAAGUGGACAAGCCUCCACACAGCUGAGUGACACUCAGUCUUUGGCUCAGAGGCUGCAGCUCCGAGUUCCCUCCAUGGAGUCUUUGUUUCGAAGCCCGUUAAAAGAGUCCCUGUUCCGCUCUUCUUCUAAGGAGUCCCUGGUACGAACUUAUUCAAGAGACUCAUUGAAUCAACUGGACUUGGACGCAGCUGGUCCCACAUUUGAUCCACCUUCUGACAUUGAAAGUGAAACAGAAGAGCCUCUGGGAAACAUGGACAGCCUCAGUAAAGAGCAGAUGCUACAGCGACUGCACAAAAUGGACCGCCGUUUGGGCUACUAUAAUGAAAAAUACUCAGAGCUAGUGUCUGCUUAUCAAGUUAUCCAGCGGGAGAAGCAGCAGCUACAGGACAUUCUGAGUCAAACUCAGGAUAAAGCAUUCCGCAGAAUUGGAGAACUGAGAGAGGAGCUCCAUAUGAAUCAACAAACAAGGAAACAUCUCAAAGAGGAAUUUGAUGCUUCCUUAGAAGAAAAGGAUCAACUUAUCAGUGUCCUGCAAACUCAGGUAUCAUUGCUGAAACAGACGUUACAGAAUGGUCAGAUAUGCUCUGAAUUGCCUGACUCGACUAUCCCAUCUAAACCACAAGUUCAAAGUCCAACAAAAGAAAUCAGCACAGAAACUACUGUGGAACCAGGAAGCAAUGAGGGUAAUGAAGAUUCAGUUAAAACACUGGAAACUCUUAGUCAGAGGGUGAAGCACCAAGAGAACUUGCUGCAAAGUUGCAAGGAGGUGAUUCAGUCACAUAAGGAGCGAUGUGCCCAGUUAACCAACGAGAAAGAGGCACUUCAAGAGCAGUUAGAAGAGAGGCUUCAGGAACUGGAGAAAAUGAAGGACCUUCAAAUGGCUGAGAAGACUAAACUGAUUACGCAGCUGCGUGAUGCAAAGAAUUUGAUUGAGCAGCUAGAACAAGACAAGGGCAUGGUAAUCGCAGAGACAAAGCGACAAAUGCAUGAAACACUGGAAAUGAAGGAGGAGGAGAUAGCCCAGCUGCGUGCUCAGAUCAAACAAAUAAUUACCAAAGGAGAAGAAUUAAAAGAACAGAAAGAAAAAUCUGAAAGAGCUGCCUUGUAUGAACAGGACUGGGCUUUUGAAGAGCUUGAGAGGGCUCUGAGUCUUGCCCAAAAGACAGAGGAAUCCCAGAAGAAAUUGCAGGCAGAAAUGGAUAAAAAAAUCAAAGCAGUAGAAAAGGCAAGUGAGGAAGAGAGGGUAAAUCUUCAGCGGGAGUUAACCAGAGUGAAACAAGAGGUGGUUGAGAUUAUGAAGAAGUCUUCAGAGGAGCGUGUUGCUGAACUAGAAAAACACCAUAAUGAAGAAAUGGCUGCCAAAGAUCGGGAGCUAAAUGAGAGGUUACAGGCCCAAGAGAAGGCGUUCCAGGGCAAGAUGAAGGCAGCUCUUGAAAGAAAUCAGAGUGAGUGUUUAAAAGCCCUUCAAGAACAAGAGCAGCAAGGAUUCCUAGCUUUAGAAGAAUUAGAGCUGCAGAAAAAAGCAAUACAGUCAGAGUGUGACAAGAAGAUUCAGAAGAUGCAUCAAGAAGUAGAGACUUCUAGAACUAGGAUUCUUGAACUGGAAAGCUCUCUUGCAAAGUAUUCACAAGAGGACAGAAAGCAAUCAGAGGACUUAAGUAUUCUGAUGGAGUCUGAAAAAAAGCAGCACAAUAAGGAAAUAAAUGAUAUAGUUGAAAAACACAAGAAUGAACUGGAAAACAUGAAACAGCAGCAGGAAAAGCUUUGGACAGAGAAACUUCAAGUCUUAAAGCAACAACAAGUAACUGAAAUAGAAAAAAUGAGAGAGAAACAAGAACAAGAGAUAGCUACAAUUUUGAAAGAGAAAGAAACAGUUUUCCAUGCACACAUAGAAGAGAUGAAUGAAAAAACGUUAGAAAAACUUGACGUGAAACAAACAGAGUUAGAAGCACUGUCUUCUGAGCUAUCAGAAGCACUAAAAGUACGUCAUGACUUGGAACAAGAGCUCUCUGCAUUGAACAGUCGAGUGUGUGAAGCAAAGCAAGAAUUGGAAGAAGAGAGGAGAAGGCACAAAGAAGAGGUUGAAGUGAUGUCAAAAGAGCAUGCACUGUCUAUUCAAGGAGUUGAGAAGGUACUCAAAGAGGAACUCAACCAAGUCAAGCAGUCAUUGGAGGAGAAGGACAGACAUCUGGAGGAACUAAAAGCACACGAACAGAAGUUAAAGGAAUCUGCAGAAAACUCUGAAGCUGAGUUUGUGCAAGUGUCUGCAAAGCUAGAGGAGCUCUCAGAGUCUCUUCGGAGUACGUCUAAUGAGCAAGCAAAGAUUCAUGAAGAGGAAUUAGCAAAGCUUCAGCAAAAGCUGACAGAUCUUGAAGGUGAAAAAUUGCAACUUAGUAAGCAGCUAGAAAGAACUGAAUCCCAGCUGAAUGAUGUCAAGAAUGAGUUAGAGGCAUCCACCUCGCAGGUACGUGACCUGAAGCAGCAUUUGCAAGAGCAAAGUAAUGAAAAUACACGGAAGGAAACCUCUCUGACACAACAGUAUGAAUGUCAACUGAGGGAUCUACAAAGAGAGGCAGACGAUACAAAGAGACUUCUAAGUGAGAAGGAAAAUGAAAUUGAACACGUGAAGUUACAGAACGAGCGAGUGGAAGAGCUUAAACAGAAACUCUUAGCCACAGAGGAGAGAAUGAGUGCUUUACAAGGAGAAUAUGAAAGUAAACUGAAACGUCAGGAUAACAAAAUGGAGAAAAUUAAACGGAAAUCAGAAGAUAUGCAGGAAACUUUCAAAAAGAAACUUGCGGAGCAAGAAGCUAAACUAAAAAAAGAGUUUGAAAACAAGCAAUUGGAGUUGAGUCAGAAAGAGAGGGAAUUUGAUGCUAAAAUGUUGGAAAUGGCACAUGCCAGCUCAGCUGGAAUCAAUGAGGCUGUGUCAAAACUAGAAUCUAAUCACAAAGAGCAACUAGAGAGUCUUGCUGAAGCUCACAGGAGGGAGUUGGAAGAAAUUACCCGGAGUUGGGAAAAGAAACUCCAUCAGCAGGUUGAAGAGCUCCAGGAAAAGCAUGAAAUGGAGCUGCAAGCAAAGGAGCAGGAAAUUGGAGACCUGAAACAGAAACUUGCCACCUUCAGUGCUGAGAAGGAGGGCUCCAGAGCAGAAAGAACCCGACUGAAGGGAGAACAGGUGACAAGGGAGGAGUCCCUGAAGGAACUGCAAGAACAACUAAGGCAGUCAGCGUCGAAGGUGAAUGCUUGGUCAGAUAAGGAAAGUGACCUGAAAACACAGUUGAAAAAAUUGGAAGGUGAUCUUAAUCAGGCCCUGAAAGAGCAGUCAGGACUUGAGGAACAGCUCAGUGAACAGAAAGCAGUUGAAGAAAAGGACAAAGCCAAAAUUACUGAGCUGGGUGAUAUAGUGAAAACACUUGAAGAGAAACUCCAAAAUGUGCAGUCUUCUCAGUAUAAAUGUCAUGAAAAUUAUGAGAAAAAAGUAGAAGCAAUUCAGCUAAAAGAAACUGAGUUUAAAAGGCUGACAGGAGAACUUGUAGCCCAGUUAGAUGCUUGCUGGAAGAACGCUGAAGCUUUAUUGCAAACAAAAAGCAAUGAAUUAAUUGAAAAAUGUAGUGAAAAAAUUGGCACACUAACAUACAAGAUUGCAGAUUGUGAGCUCCGAACUUCAAAAGUUAAAGAAGCAAUAUUACAUAAAAUGAGUAAGAUUGCUGAACUAGAAGCUCAACUUAGAGAAGUAACAGAGCAUCAUUCUGCUGCGAGUACUUCUUUGCAAAAGUCAAUGCAACAGCUACAAGAGAAGGACAAUUUAAUUAGGUCCAUGAGAUCUGACAUUGAAGGACUUCUAACAGAAAAGGAACGGUUGCAAAAAGAGGGAGGGCAUCAGCAGCAAGCAGCAUCAGAAAAAGAAACUUGUAUAACACAGCUGAGGAAAGAGUUAUCUGAAAAUAUCAAUGCUGUCACCUCAAUGAGGGAGGAACUCCAGGAAAAAGAAUCUGAGAUCUCUGUUCUCAACAAAACCAUUAGUGACCUUAAUGUUAGACUUGAAAGCAUGGUAAGUUUAACAGAGAAGGGAGCAGCCAUGUCUCUGUUAAGCAAGCAACAUCAAGAGGAUCAGUUGCAGUUGUUAAACCAGGUCCAGGAGUUAUCGGCCAGAGUUGAGACGCUGAGUCAAGAAAAAGCAUCAGCUCUUCAGCAGGUGGAUUGUUGCACGGCCAAGUUGUCCGAGUGGAAGAUGAAAGCACAAACCAGGUUGACACAAAAUCAUGAUACUGUUAAAGAUUUGCAGAGCAAGCUUGAAUUAAGCAAUACUGAAGCCAGUAAAAAAGAUGAAGAGAUAAAUAAACUGAAGGAGCAGCUAGCUAAACAAAGCAAGAAUCUUGAUAGUUUAAAAAGUGAAUUGGAACAAAAGCAAACCAAGAGGGAAAAGCAAGAAAGUGAGUUAACCGCAAAGUUAAAAAACCAAGCAGCAAGAAUUGCUGAACUAGAAGAACACGUUGCUCAGAAAACUUCAGAAAAUGUUUCCUUGAUGGAAAAACUUAAAAAGUAUAAUGAACAAAAAGACACAGAGCAAAAGGAGAUAGCUUGGCAACUCCAGCAGGCAGAGAGGGUGGCUUUUGAAAAGGACAAUAGAUUUAAGGAGGCUGAAGAAAAAGUGCUUAAUCUUGAGAAGCAAAUAGGUUCACUGAAAGCUGAAUUUGAAGCAAAGGAGAGGGAAUUUGCUCAAAUGAAGUCAGGGAUACUUAAAAGCAAAGAGGAAGAGCUGAAAGGAUUAGAAGAGAGAUUGAAUGCAGAGAGCAACACUAAGCUGGCAGAUCUGAAAAAGAAGGCAGAGCAAAAAAUCAUUUGUAUUAAAAAGCAAUUGCUGUCUCAGAUGGAAGAAAAGGAACAGCAAUUUAAGCAAGAUAGAGAAAAUCAGUUAAGAGAAUUGGAGCAAAAAGUGCAGGAGAGAGAGGCCAAAAUUGAGUCCUUAGAAGAAAAAAUAAAGUCAACAAGAGAUUCCACAGAAUUAGAGAAAGAAAUUCUGCUGCAAAAAGUAGAGAGUGUAAAAGCUGCUGUAGAACAAGAAAAAAAUAACAUGCUUGAGAGUGUCCAACAGACUUACAAAGAGAAAAUGCACAUGUUGCAGAAGGGCUUAACUGAAAAAGAUGAAUUGUUGCAGAAGUACGAAAAGCAGCAACGAGAGAGCAAUGACUCUCAUCUAGAACUGCAAACCAAACAGGACGAGCUCCUUAAAAAACUAGAACGUGUUGAGAAGAGCCAUCAGGAGGAGCAGAGUAAGACUGAAAGCCUCAGGAAAGAACUUGAGGAGCAAACCAAAAAAUACUCCUUGUUAGCAAAUGAGCAUGCUCGCUGCAGUGGUGAUAUAGCAAGCAGUAGGGAGGAAUUAAGAGCUAAAGAGCAAAAACAUCUUGAUAUGGAGAAUGUAAUUGGAGAUUUCCAGAGAAAAAUGCAAGAAAAGGAGGCAGUCAGUCAAUCUUUAGAACAGAAGAUAAAAGAGUUGGAAAAUAAUCUAGUGAAGGAAAAUGAAGUGCGUAAGACUGAGAUGGAAGAUAUGAGUUCGAGAUAUGAAGAAAAGUUAAAAGCUUUACAACAACAGUUGGAUGAAAGAAAUGACAGUCUGAAAGCUUUUGAGGAAAACGCUGAAGAAAAGGCUAAAUCUGGUUUGGAGCUGCAGAAAUUAUUAGGUGAUAUGCAGAACCAGCAGAAGGAUUUGCAGACUAAACUGGAAGAGACUGAAAGGGAGAAACAGAAACUACGCAAAGAAGUGAAUAAUCUUCAAAAAGACUUACGUACUCUGCGAAAGGAACAUCAGCAAGAGCUUGACAUACUAAAGAAGGAGUCCUUAGAAGAAAUGGAGAAGAAAAUCAGGUAAAGCCCAGGAGGUAGAAACUGAAUUAAUAGAAAAUCAUCACAUAGAGACAACACAGUUGCAUAAGAAAAUUGCUGAUAAAGAUGAUGAUCUAAAAAGAACUGUGAA